AUGGGGCCCCGUAGGUCACAUCGCAAGUCGCGCAAUGGCUGCCCGGAAUGCAAAUCGCGUCGAUUAAAGUGCGAUGAGCGUUAUCCAUGUACAAAUUGUGUCAAACAUGCUAUUCAAUGCAGCUAUGUUGCGCCUAUCGACCAGACAGAUUCACCUGUCUCAAGCGUAUCCUCAGCCACGCAACCACAGCCCCAGGCCCACGACACCCCCCAAGCUUAUCCACCCCUCCAACCUCCAAACUAUGCGCCAACUCCCAAUGGCGGUGAUCCUUGGUUAUAUGACAACUCAGACGUCAGGCCCGAGUCAGAAAAUAGGCUAGAGUUCCUGGGCAUUCUCCCCAACUCAUCAUUGGAUUCCCCACUCCAGAAAGAAGACUGGGGCCUUGACUUGGAGUUGAUGCACCAUUAUUGCACGGUGACAUCCAACACUUUAUCCGAACGCGAAGAUGCACGACAUGUCUGGCGCGUGGUUAUGCCCACUGAAGGAUACUCUAACAAGUACCUCAUGCACGGGAUUCUCGCUAUCGCCGCCGUCCAUCGUGCAUACCUCUAUCGGAUGUCGGAACAAAGGGAAAGAUACAUCAAGGCAUCCGCAUAUCAUCUUGCCGCCGGGCUAAAAGAGUUCCGAGAACUAAUCGCAUCACCUAUCGAUCCGUCAAACUGGCAACCUGUUUUCUGCUUUGCGUCCAUGAUCUCGGUACACCUGUGCACUGUCCCGAUUCGACUCGGUGUCUCUCGAUGGCCAAACCCGAUCACGAAUACUAUCGAGCUGUUUGCUAGCGUGAAAGGGUUACAGGCAAUUAUGAAGCCGUUCUUGCCUUCGCUGAGGAAGACGCAGCUUGCACCUUUGGCGAAUUCCGUAUGGCUGGAAAGCGAAAUGCGUGUUCACAGCCCUGGCGCCGUAGCACAAUCUCUCUUACCGGCAGAUAUCUGGACCCAAAUAUCCCGCCUCUAUCGGUUCAUCGAAGAGUACCCAUUCACACAAACGACGAACCAGGACGACACCGCAGAGAAACAUUCAGAGCAUCGGAAGGACUAUGAAGCCGCCAUCAAGUCUUACGAAAGUUCUGUUAGGCAACUAGAACUUGCAGGACUUCAUGUGGAGGCGGGUAUGGUUUUCUUGUGGGCCUACCGACUUUCUGUGCAGUUUCAUAAGGACCUGGAGGCGCAUCAUCCGGCGGCGCUCGUUCUAUUGGCACACUACUGCGUUCUCUUGCGGUCAGUUGAUCACCGCUGGUAUUUGAAUGAUAUGGCACGCCAGUUGCUAGAGGAUAUUGAGAGGCAUAUACAUCCUGGGUACCGGGACUGGCUGGCGUGGCCUCGUCGGUGGGUACAUAUGAGGUAA
Molecule: messenger RNA, 1344 nt
Organism: Penicillium cataractarum
Lineage: Eukaryota; Fungi; Ascomycota; Eurotiomycetes; Eurotiales; Aspergillaceae
Product: Zn(II)2Cys6 transcription factor
Exons: 3
Coding region: 1-1344 (447 amino acids)
Biological process (GO): regulation of transcription by RNA polymerase II
Molecular function (GO): DNA-binding transcription activator activity, RNA polymerase II-specific; zinc ion binding
Source: RefSeq, a predicted model, not a curated record